Molecule: messenger RNA, 1014 nt
Organism: Pediculus humanus corporis (human body louse)
Lineage: Eukaryota; Metazoa; Arthropoda; Insecta; Psocodea; Pediculidae
Product: cAMP-dependent protein kinase catalytic subunit, putative
Exons: 6
Coding region: 1-1014 (337 amino acids)
Biological process (GO): protein phosphorylation; stress-activated MAPK cascade
Molecular function (GO): MAP kinase kinase activity; ATP binding
Source: RefSeq, a predicted model, not a curated record
AUGUCUGGAUUAGCUAUGCGUAAAGGAAAAAAGUCUCUUAAAAUUCAAGUUCCAGUGGAAGAAACAAACUAUGCAACUCCGCCAAGGAAUCUUGACAAAAGUACUACAAUUACUAUUGGUGAUAAAACAUUUGUCGUAGAAGCUGAUGAUCUUGAAAAAAUGUGUGAUUUAGGGAGAGGGGCAUAUGGAGUUGUAGAAAAAAUGAAACAUAUUCCAAGCGGGACUGUAAUGGCUGUUAAGAGAAUAGCGGCAACAGUGAAUACUCAAGAACAAAAGAGGUUAUUAAUGGAUUUAGAUAUUUCAAUGAGAUCAUCUGAUUGCCAGUAUACUGUUCAAUUUUAUGGAGCCUUAUUUAGAGAAGGAGAUGUUUGGAUAUGUAUGGAAGUGAUGGAUACAAGCCUUGAUAAGUUUUACCACAAAGUAUACAGUUAUUCAAGAGUAAUUCCUGAAGAUAUUUUAGGAAAGAUUGCAUUCGCUGUUGUUAGUGCUUUGCAAUAUUUAUAUUCUAAGUUAAGGGUUAUUCAUAGGGAUGUAAAACCAUCGAAUAUUUUAAUUAGUAGAACUGGAAAAGUUAAAAUGUGCGAUUUUGGAAUUUCUGGGUACUUGGUUGAUUCUGUUGCAAAAACUAUUGAUGCAGGGUGUAAACCUUACAUGGCGCCUGAAAGAAUCGAUCCGACCGGUAACCCUUCUAAUUAUGAUAUUAGGUCAGAUGUUUGGAGUUUAGGAAUUUCUCUUAUCGAAUUGGCGACAGGAAAAUUUCCCUAUAAAUCAUGGGGAACUCCUUUUGAACAAUUAAAACAAGUUGUAACUGAUGAUCCACCAAAACUGCCUCAAGGACAAUUUUCCAAUGAUUUCGAUGAUUUCAUUACAAAAUGUUUAAAGAAAAAAUAUACGGAUCGACCCAAUUACGAGGAACUUCUUGAGCAUCAAUUUAUAAUAACUCAUCGUGAUAAGGAAACGGAUGUUGCGAAAUUUGUCGACGAAAUAUUAAAUUUACCGGAUGUGGUAAAAUAA